Hermetia illucens (black soldier fly) is the source of this 1083-nucleotide messenger RNA. RefSeq names its product antichymotrypsin-2-like. The record is from RefSeq and is a predicted model, not a curated record. Gene Ontology annotation, molecular function: serine-type endopeptidase inhibitor activity. The transcript has 2 exons. Lineage: Eukaryota; Metazoa; Arthropoda; Insecta; Diptera; Stratiomyidae. The coding region runs from base 133 to 948 and encodes 271 amino acids.
GCUACUGACCGAAAUCUUGUACAUCACAAAUUUACGUCAAAUUAAUAGGAAAAUUGCGAUGACUUAACACAAUAUUUUCCCCUUAGUCUUGUAGUCCAAAAUUAGAUAUCGGUUUUAUAAUUUAGUCAAAUCAUGGCCACUGGGACAGGUGCGAAGCCACAAUUUGCAAUCAGUCUCUAUCAGUGUAUAAACAAAGGACGAGAAACCAAAAAUGUCAUCAUUUCACCAUUUGCCGUCCACCUGGCUCUCGGUAUGGCUUUCAUGGGUGCUGCUGGAGAAACCAAAGACGAGAUGGCAUCGGUGCUGAACAUAUCAAAAGUUAAGGCAGAAGCGACCAAACUAUUCGCACGAACUAUACAUAAAUACCAGAGAAGUUCUACGUUGUCAGUCGCAAACAAAAUCUAUCUUCCACUGAACAAGGCGGUGCACCCUUAUUUCAUACAACUUUCCGAAAAGAGUUUCAACUCGUCAACCGAAAAUAUAGACUUUUCACUAUCGACCAGGGCUGCAAGCAUCAUCAACGAUUGGGUGGAAGGUCAGACGAAUGGCAGGAUCAGGAACCUAAUUGAUCCUGGUAGAGUGAGUGCACGCACAGCGAUGAUACUGGUGAAUGCAGUCUAUUUCAAAGGAUUAUGGAAGAUUCCAUUUGAUAAAAAAAUGACUCGAAAAUCGGAGUUCUGGAUCGAUGAAAUGAAAACGGUGCAAGUGGACAUGAUGACUUUGGAUAGAGGUUUGAUCCCAUUUUCUGCUGUGGAGCAUUUAGAUGCCACUGCGGUUGAACUUAAAUUCAAUGAAGGUGAUAUGUCGAUGCUAAUUAUCCUGCCUGACAGGAAAAUGGGUCUUAGUGAUUUAGAAACGAAAUUGGAUCUGAUACAUUUAUCGACGUUAAGAAAGAAUAUGAGGAGUGAAAAGAAUGGGACUGGUGCUGCCGUUUUCCAAGAAUGCUGACUUCUCAGAGCUACUGGACAUACCGAGCCCAUUGAAUAUAUCGGAAGUCUUCCACAAAGCAUAUAUUGAUGUUACCGAAGAAGGUGUGGAAGCAGGAGCAUCUGCGGCUGCGAUGAUAACAUUGUCUGCCUUCCC